Phyllotreta striolata is the source of this 4205-nucleotide messenger RNA. NCBI's taxonomy places the organism in Eukaryota, Metazoa, Arthropoda, Insecta, Coleoptera, Chrysomelidae. The record is from the annotation of a GenBank genome assembly.
GCUUAUCAGCUGAUUUUUAUCAACAUGUCAAAAUUUGUGGUUAUUUGUUUCUUAUCAAAUUGAAAUAUUAUUCUCUGUGUACUGUAAUUGUUUAUUUCGCGUUGGUAUUACGUUAAUAUUUCGCAUUAAAAUAGUUGUUAAUUACCCACGUUUAUUCCCGCAAAAAUGUUCAUCAAACAGAGAUUAAUUACGCUCAAAUUUAACGUCAGUAAUGUUUGAUCAACUAAUUAACAUCUAGGAAGUUUUCUUUAAAGAUGUUCGUAAAACCUCAGGAAGUCCUCAUCGCCAAUGCAUUUUGGGAAACUGAACAAUCUUCGAUAUAUUUCGUGUUGCAACACAGAAAAGGACAUGGCAAUUCGAGAGGCCUGUCUUCACUGCUCGUGGGUACCAUGGAUAGCAUUUUCGAUACAAAACCCGCACCGUACAGGAUCCUCCACCAAACACCCUCAUCUGAAGUAUAUUACCUGAUAGCAUGUGCAAUGACUAAAAAAGAAAUAAUGGAUGAUUGGAACUGGCUGUUCGGCAACGUCUCCGAAACAUUGCAUUGCUUCGACAACGAGGAAGAAAUCACCGAGUUUGUAUCAUGCAAAAUCGAGUCCGUAAUAGCCACAAGACAAAACGUCGAAGUAGAAGUUUUUAAUUUUUUAACUUCAGAUGAAGACACUACGUCCUUUAAGGUCACCACCGAGAAAUUCCACAGGCUUUUUCAAUUGUCCAGAGACGAAAAGUUAGUGAACUAUUAUUCUUGUAGCUACUGGAAGGGUAAAAUCCCGAGGCAGGGUUGGAUGUACCUAUCUAUAAAUUACUGCUGCUUUCACGCCUUCAUCCUCGGCCUGGACACGAAAGUCUGCGUAAGAUGGUCGGAGGUGACGAGUCUCAGCAAAAAGAACGGCGUGAUUCUGCCGGAUUCCAUACAAAUUUGCACGAGAGAAAAGGAGUACAAUUUCAGCAUGUUUCUGAGCCGGAACGAGACCUACUCGCUGAUGGAACAACUCGUUGAUCUGGCGAUGAAACGGUUGAUAGACGAUAAGAGAAGCUACAGCGAAGAUAGGGAACUCCUUAGUAAAUUGAGUAAAAACGUUCCGAAGAAGGCGUCGUUUUUAAAACGCGAUUUAGACGCAAGAGCUCAAUCCGAAGCCUACAGGAUGCUGUUCAGAUUACCGGUUUCGGAAAAAUUGGACGGUUCAAUCGAUUGCACAUUAUUUACACCCUACAACAAGAAACAUAUUAACGGAAGGUUGUUCCUUUCUCAGAACUACGUUUGUUUCGAAAGCAGGGUCAAAGCUCAAGUCAGCGUAGUGAUUCCGUUUAGAGACGUAUCGGUAAUCGAAAAAAUCGAAGCGAACGUAUCGAAUCAACCGCUAGAUAAAGCCAUAAUCGUCACCACCGGAGACGCUUUAACCAGAACAAAUUUCAUAUUCGCACAAAUCCUCGACAGGGAUUUCCUGGUCGAGAAAAUCGCCGAACUACUCGCCAAAACGAUGGAACCGAAAAUAAGCGAUUCGAAGGAGCGACAACACGUCGCGGGAGCCGCCGGCGACGGCCAAGCGAAGCCCGAUUGGAAAUGCGAAUCGGCCCUCAUGAGAACCUUCCCUCUCAGUCCCAUUCCCGACGUGCACAAGAAGCAGGCGCUCAAAUCGCGGCAAUGGGAGGACCAUUUCAACAUAUACGGGCGCGGAGUGUCGAUGUACAGAACUACGGAGGUCGCUGCGCUCGUCCUGCAAGGCGUUCCCGAUCAUCUGAGGAUGGAAAUGUGGCUGUCGUUUUCCGGAGCUACGCACGAGAAAGCCUCCCAUCCGGGUUACUAUCGCAAGCUGGUGGAUAAAGCUCUGCUGCAACAUUCCACUGCCAACGAUGAAAUCGAACGAGACCUGCACCGGUCACUACCGGAACAUCCAGCGUUUCAAAAUCAAAUAGGAAUAGACGCAUUGAGGAGAGUACUUUGCGCCUACGCCCUUCACAAUCCUAGCAUCGGUUAUUGUCAAGCCAUGAAUAUCGUCGCGUCCGUCCUGUUGAUUUAUUGCAACGAAGAAGAAGCUUUUUGGCUGUUAGCCACCCUGUGCGAAAAUCUCCUGCCCGAUUACUACAACACCCGAGUGGUGGGAGCUGUUGUGGACCAAGGGAUUCUCGACGAGCUCACCUUCGAGCAUCUGCCGAGUUUGCACGAUAAACUGAACCAAUUGGGCAUGACUAAUAUGAUCUCGUUGUCCUGGUUCCUGACGAUAUUCCUGUGCGUGAUGCCCUACGAAAGCGCCGUGAACAUAAUGGAUUGCUUCUUCUACGACGGCGCGAAAGUUAUAUUUCAAGUGGCGUUGCAAUUGCUCGAGUGGAAUCAGGAUACCUUACUAAAAUGCAGAGAUGAAGGAGAGGCUAUGCAACAUUUAGCCGAAUAUCUGAUGGGCGUGUUCAACGAUGAAGGUAGAGGAGCUAUAAGAAAUAAAAGUUACGAGGAUCAAAAGAGGAGCAUUUCAAUUCAAGCGUUAGUAUACGAAGCCUAUCGUAAGUACGGUUUCCUCACGACCGGUCAAAUCGAGAGGUUGAGAUUGAAACACCGAUUAAAAGUUGUGCAGGAGUUGGAGGAUACUUGCGAAAGGAACGUGUUGAGAUGCGUGAUUAACGACGGGUAUUUCACACAGGAAGAAUUGCAGGACCUAUUGGGGCUUGUAAGAGAAGAGAUCAUCAGCCAGAAAAAGUGCAUUUCGGACAAGCACGAUCCGUCGUUGCAGCCCUACGAAGCGUACAAAGUCGAUUUCGACUACUUCAAAAUCCUAUUCGCGGCGCUGUCCCCUUGGGGAAAAGGCGCCACCGUCGAAUCCAUAGCCGCUCGAGUCUUCAUAUUGAUGGAUCAAAACCGCGACAACUACCUCAAUUUCCGCGAAUUGGUGACGGCAUUGGGGCUCAUGUGCACCGCCGAACCCGCCCAACGAUUGAAGCUGCUCUACGCCAUACACUUACCGCCGGUGCUGAUCAUGUCCGAUAUCGAAUCGCCGGUGAAGAGCGAUUGCGGCGCCGAAGUCGCCUCCGAGGCCACGGAUUUCUUCACCAACGUCGAACAGAGCGUCACUUUGGACGGAUUGUGUUUGGCUGAAGACAUUUCCUCGCCAGUGACACCGACCUAUCAGUGGCAGAAAUCGUACGAUUCGCAAGCUUCAUCCGAGACGAAUUCAUUUGGGGUGGAAACGAGCUGGGAAUCGAAGAGUAUGUCGAAUUUGCGGAGUUUCGUGCAGUCGAAGGACAGUAAAAUCAAUUUGAAAGCCGUGCCUAAGAUGUCACAGCCGCGUUUCAUCACUUUGUGGAAAACUGUGCACGAUAUACUCCAAACAGAACCCGAAGACUUGGAGAUGUAUCAAGCUAUCACCAACGUGGUCACACUGCUAUUCCAGCUAGGCGAUGUUGGAAAACAGUUUUUUGUAUUCGGAGAAGAGUCUUGUGAUAGUUUGGAUGCUUCAAACAAACCAUUGGUUGAUGAAUCAUCUCCCGAUAAAAACGGGAAUCCGAUAGUGCCAAAAACACAAAUCCAAUGGUACAUAACGGUGGAACAAUUCUUAGCUUCGAUUUUGAACUCCCAACCGCUGGUGGAAUUCUUCUCGAGGCGGGUGGAAAUUAAAGAAAAAAUUCAGCUGUUGAAGGGCAGAAAGUAUUUCAAAUUGAAUUCUUUUCACGAAGUACCGGCUAUAAAAGUUUAAAUUGAAUGUUUCAAUGCGUUUUCCUUGUUUCAUUUGGAUUUGACAUGCAUAGUAUUUCGAACAUGCAGCAAAAUUAGUAAAUUCUAGUGCCUUAAACAAAAAGUUAUUAUGAAUUCCUAUUAUAUUCUGAAACAGCUAUAACAUCAAUCAAUCGUGAGUUAACUUACAAAAGUAAGUCAAAAUUUUGUUAGUUUUAUGUAGCAGCUAGAAAUAUUGUUCAAAGAAUAUACAAAAUAAAGUUUACAAUGUUAAUUGAAUGAUUUUGAGGUACAUGAAUUAUGCAGAAUAGUAGUAUUAGUAUUUUUUACAUUCAAACAAGUUUAAUUGAUAAUUAAUCCUUAGUCGUUUAAAAGGUGCUCAUUUUUUUAUUGUUUUUUUUUUGUCGAGAUUUGCAAUUUUUCUUAAUAGCACUUCUUUUCAUCAUGUUGAGAUUUAAUAUAAAUUGUAUACUAUAAAAUAUGUAUAAUCGUUUGCAUAUAUUUUUUUAUUAUAUAAUUGUAAUAUACUUUAUGAUUUAUU